Kwoniella botswanensis is the source of this 3126-nucleotide messenger RNA. RefSeq lists its product as uncharacterized. Gene Ontology annotation, molecular function: protein binding. The record is from RefSeq and is a predicted model, not a curated record. NCBI's taxonomy places the organism in Eukaryota, Fungi, Basidiomycota, Tremellomycetes, Tremellales, Cryptococcaceae. Bases 1 to 3126 code for a protein of 1041 amino acids. The transcript has 7 exons.
AUGGCGCGUCCUCUCCUCAAUAUCGAUUACCCCUCCGUAGAGGAACGUAUCGCCGACUCGACAGAAUCAUGGAUCAAGGAUCUGAAAUCGCUCUUUGACAAUGCCAAAGAUAGGUUCGGGGAUGUUUGUUGGGAGAGUGAAGACUUGUCGAUCAACAAGAUAUGGGGUCAUAAAGCGAUAAUAUACUCUCGUGCACCUAAAGCUUUCAAAGAACGUUAUUUCAAGAUCAGAUCUAACAGUAAUGGGAGCACCUCUCGAUUGCUAUCACCAGCUUUACUACCAUCCAGAAGCACCUCUCGACCUACUUCACCUUCAUCCAACUAUUUCCUACAACCUCACUCGUACAACCCUUCUUUCUCCCAGUUGUCAUUGCUCACUGCCAAUAGCGAAGGAACGCUCAGACCAGGUGAAGAUGUGCUGCAACUCCAGAGUGAAGAGAUACCUGAGAUGUUCCUCACUCAACUCGAAUGGUUGUAUACCGGUGAAGGUUUAGGCGAUGUAGUUCAUUGGAUCGACACCGAGUCCGAGUCUGACAACACUUCUUCAUCCAGACCUCUUCGUCCAUCUUCCACAUCCCAGGGUGAUCUCAAAGAACGCCGAGAUAAAUUAGGUCAAGACUUGACCUACAUGUGGAGAAGCAAGCUCUAUGCGGAUGUCCGUAUCCACCUCGAUCAUUUAAUCUCUUCCCCAUCCAGCGGCGAAAAUACAGACGACUCAGAUGGAUCUUCAGUCGAUUCACUCUCUUCAACAGCUGUGUUCACAUCUCAUAAAUUCAUCUUAUCUUCCAGAUCACCUUAUUUCGCUUCUGCCCUACUUAACCAUUCAUCGUUCCGACCUACCACCAACGGUACUGGCACCUCGGAUAUACAUCUACCUACACCUCCAUUUACUCCGGCAUCAUUACAUUUCUGCUUGGGAUACAUCUACGCUGGACAUUUAGAUUUCUCCAAUAGGACUUUCGACCUCACUACUUCAUUUGCAAUUCACAGAGCAGCGGCUUAUCUCCAAUUGGACUCCCUUGUGGCUGAGAUAGAAAGUAGGAUAGUCCAUGAUUUCGCCCACGGAUUAGAUUGGGAUACGUGUAGAUGUAAGAAAUGUUUGGUUAGAAUACCGAGAAUAUGGAAAUUCGCUAUAUCGCCUGACGUCGCUGGUACCGCUAUCACAUUAGAACAUCGUGCUAAAGUAUAUUUGACUAGAAGUUGGACAGAAAGUUGGAUUAGUAGUAAAGAGAUCGGUUUAUGCGAUUUGACAGAAAGAGAUAUGCUGGUGAAAAGUGUACAAGAAAGUGUACAUCCGCAAAAUGUAAUUUCGAAUUUUCAAGCUAUGAAUAAUAUAAGGAAUAAAUUGAAUAAUGCCCUCAGAACGAGAAUUGGUGGGAAGAGAGAUUGGAUAUCGAAUGUAGAAGAAAUGGUAAAUGAAGUGGAAAGUAAAGGUUUGAGAAUGCUGUUGGAUCAUUUUCCAGCGGUAGUGGGAGGUAGAGAAUUUUCAGAAUUGGUUAAUGAUACUUCCUUUAAUCUGGAUACUUUGGAGUAUGUAUUGGACAAGGUGACAGAGCGAGUCGGAUCUGGAGAAGGAUAUAGGGAAGCUCCAGCGAUCUAUCAAAGCCUCGUAACAUUCUCAACUUCCAAGAACGAAAAUGGCAACUCCCUCCAACCCCGUAACACACCUGGUUCGAGAAGUCAGACUAUACUACGCAAUACGAAAAGUAAGAUCCUAUCUCAUAUAAAUAGACGAUGGAUGCAGAUCAGGGAUGUAGAUGGGUUCCGGAAUAUUGAACCGUCAAUACUUAGAGAAAUUAGUGUUGAGAUAGACGUUCCCCUACAGGAUCUGAUAGGCGGUACCAAUCUCCCCUUCCCUCCUCAUGCGAACGGAUUCGGCAACACGAACAAAACUACUCCGAGUCGAUCCAAGGCUAGUAUCGCCGCAGCCGACCGAUUCACCUCUCAGACCCAACCUGAACCUCGACCUCACACCAAUGGCUUGAAGAGACUUCGACUACAUAGUUCAGUCUCGACUUCAUCUUCUACUGGAAGUCUCAGUCGAGCGUCUAGAUUCAGUCUAGAUAAUAGACCGGAAAGGUCUACUCCUAGCGUAUCCUCUACACGGACGAUCACUCAGAAUGGCUCAACUACUUCGCUCAACUCACAACGCAGACCAAUCACAAGUCGAAUGGUCGGUGAAACAGCAACAGCAACAACCUCGGCAUCAAGACUAGCGAAUCCUCCUCCACCACCUUUGACCGAUUCGAAUUCGACAAAUACUAAUACAGUCACCACUGACGGAGAUAAACGUCUGACUCCUCUUGCUCCUAAGAUCACAUCACCCAGAUCGGUAGCUUCGUCGAAGAGAUCGGCGGCGACUAGUAUCGGAUAUAAACCUUCACCUUCUGUAUCAAGUUUGAGGAAGGAAUCUACCAGUACCUCCUCGCUUUCUCCAUUAUCGACAAAAUCAUCUGCCUCCCCUAUAGUCAGACCUAGGAUAUCUAAUGUAUCGCCCAAACCUCGUCUGGAUUCUCAAGCUACCAGAAUGGUCGGGGUAGAUCGUGAUACACGCGCUGUCCGUCCAACACAAUUGAAACCGAAGACGAAUCCUCCGUCACUCAAUAACGAACCUCCACUUGCUUCUCCCAAACCCCAGGCUAGGAUCACAGGCAAGCCGUGGACUGGACCUAGUAUAGUGUUGAAUAUAGGUAUACCAUGUAUCGUAUCACAUCUGCAUCCAGAUGGGAGAUCGAGAUUGAGAUUUCAGGCAUGUGUAAGAUAUAUAGGACAUAUGGAGAAGUCAAAAGGCCCAUGGAUCGGUAUUGAAGGAAAUGAUAUUUCCAAAUUGGGUAUCAAAACUCUGAAAGAAGGUAGUAAAGAUGGUGUCAAGUAUUUUGAUGUGACAGAACCUAAGAUUGAUGAAAAUGACAAUGAAAGAUCAAGAUCUAAAGUUGAAAAUUCGACAUCGACUUUGAGAAAUAGGAAGAUUUCAUCUUCUUUGACGGAUCAUCGUCGUCAUCAUCCAAGAUUAUUACAAGAUAGAGACAAAGAUAAAGCGAAAACCUCGAGUAAAAGUCAAUCGGUGGAAGUUUUAUUCGUUAGACCUGCUGAGGUUGUAUUCAUCAUGACUUCUGAUCAGACAUGA